This is a messenger RNA of Glycine soja, 1453 nucleotides long. Its product is annotated as acyl-CoA--sterol O-acyltransferase 1-like. Lineage: Eukaryota; Viridiplantae; Streptophyta; Magnoliopsida; Fabales; Fabaceae. The coding region runs from base 264 to 1349 and encodes 361 amino acids. The transcript has a single exon. Gene Ontology annotation, biological process: lipid metabolic process. The record is from RefSeq and is a predicted model, not a curated record.
AUUUUGUUGGAGCUAACCCAACUGAGCCAACCUACUGCCAGAUUUACAAAUUACAAGCAAACACAUGCUUACUUACUUUUGCAUAUGCACCACCUCCUUGACCUUAUGGGAAAAUAAAUAAGAAAGAUGGUGGGCCUUUUGUCCUUGAGUUUGCCAAUAAAAUAUCUAUAUACUGGCAUUGGAAUUUGCACUCUUAUUCCAACUUCCAACCCACAAGGGUACACUAACAGUACUGAUACGGUAAAAAUUGUGGUGGAGGAAGAAUGGAGAUGGAGGGGGAGAUAAAGAAUUUCAUCAUGGUAUGGAGCGUAGCUUCAGCAACAAUGUGUUACUGCCACAGAAUUGGGAAGCUAAUCCCAGAAGGCACAUCAAGACUCAUAGCCCUAUUCCCAGCCAUAGGGAUCCUCCUUCUCCUCCCUCUAAGGCUCAUCUCCGUUCACCUCGGAGGCCCAUCUGCUUUCUUCCUUGGUUGGCUUUCAACCUUCAAACUCAUCCUCUUUGCCUUUGGAAAGGGUCCCUUAUCCUCCAACCCUCCCCUCUCUUUGCCUCACUUCGUCCCCAUCGCAUGCCUCCCCAUCAAAUUCGAACAUGACCCAAAACACCAAAUCCCCCAAAAGAAACACAAAUCUCCCUUCAGUUAUGCUUCAACCUCAAUGGUUAUUAUAUUGGCUGCUUUAAUUCCUCUCUACGGGAAAAAAGAGUAUUUUCACCCAAAGUUUGUAUUUUUCUUGUACGGCCUCCACAUGUACAUAGGGUUAGAGUUCAUUUUCGCCACGGUCUCCGCAGCAACGAGAAAACUCAUCGGGGUUCAGCUGGAACCACAGUUCAAGGAGCCAUACCUAUGCACUUCGUUACAAGAUUUCUGGGGGAGAAGGUGGAACAUCAUGGUCAACCGUGUUCUUCACCCCACCGUGUACGAUCCCGUGAAGAAUCUCUCUGCACGAGUCCUUGGGAGAAAGUGGGCCCCACUUCCUGCAAUUCUCGCUUCCUUUGCCGUGUCCGGGAUGAUGCACGAGCUCGUGUUUUACUACAUCAAGCGGGAAAAGCGCACGUGGGAGGUAUGGGAGCCCUCGUGGGACGCCACGUGUUUCUUUCUCAUUCACGGGGUGUGUGUGGCCAUGGAGGUUGGAAUCAAGAAGAGUCUCAGAGGGAAAAAACAGUGGCAGGUGCCCAGGGUGCUGUCGUGGAUGCUAACGUUGCUGUUUGUGCUCUACACAGCGAUGGCCUUCUUUCUGCCCGCGCUAGCGCGGUGUCGCGUUUAUGAGAAGGCAACCAGAGAGUUGACCGCUUUGACCCAGUUUCUCAUGGAUGUUUACGGUCUUUAUUCACUCCAAGGAUCACAUAAAUGAACAUUGUUGCUUUGGUUUCAUUCCUUUCUUUUUCAUUUGUUUCAAAUUUGUAAUUGACACCUAAGACUCAUAUAUUUCAAUUCCAAAUUCUCUUUCAUUCUCAA